UGCGAUAAAUGAUGCGAUAAAUAUAUCACUGGCUGUAAGUCAAGUGAAGUUUGGUUUUCGAAGCGAAAAGCGUCCAAUAUGAGCGAGAAAAAAGUACGGACGGGAAAAAUAACAAAACAACAAAAAUCCAAACUGUUGGAACUAAUGAGGGCUAACACCCGUGUAGCCAGUGGCCAAUUUGUGGGCGUCAGUGGCGCAAAAAAUUCCCAACAAGUGUGGGACACGGUGAGGGGGGAGCUAAAUGCAUGCGGGGGUGCAUGCAAGACCGCUGAACAGUGGAAGAAGUGUUGGUCGGACUGGAAGGUUGCAGUGAAGAAGCAACAAAGUGCCUACAACAGAUUCAAAAAUUUGACCGCCUUUGGUACAAAAGUUAUUCGUAUACCAUCCUUCAUAUACGGACUUAUUUCACCAAGAAGUUCCAGCGCAGACUCCUUAUUCAAUCUAAAUAACUCAAUGAAACGCGCUUCUGGCAAAUAA
This is a messenger RNA of Rhagoletis zephyria (snowberry fruit fly), 477 nucleotides long. RefSeq lists its product as uncharacterized. Lineage: Eukaryota; Metazoa; Arthropoda; Insecta; Diptera; Tephritidae. The record is from RefSeq and is a predicted model, not a curated record.